Molecule: messenger RNA, 506 nt
Organism: Lutzomyia longipalpis
Lineage: Eukaryota; Metazoa; Arthropoda; Insecta; Diptera; Psychodidae
Exons: 2
Coding region: 10-459 (149 amino acids)
Biological process (GO): defense response to bacterium
Cellular component (GO): extracellular region
Source: RefSeq, a predicted model, not a curated record
UUGAAAAUCAUGUCGAAGAGUGCUGUGUUUGUUUUCUUCAUCAUCUGUGCGCUCCUGCCACAGCCUGAGGGGCAUCCCGUGGAGAAUUCCCUCGAAUCUGUUGAGCCCCUUGGAAAAUCUCACCUAAGUCCGGAACAUCGUCGUCCGGAAGGACUCUCCCUCAAUGCAAUUGGUGAUCAUGAGAAGAAUCAGCAUGUUGAGUAUCACAAGAAUCGCUUCCGGGAUGAGAGGAAGCGCACAAGGAACAGGCAGAAGAGGCAAUUUGACUUAAUCCUGUCUGCUGAGCAUGAGGAGAAUGUUGGGACGGAUGUUUCGGCGGAAGUUUUGUCGAAUCUGUGGAAGAAUGACGAUGCCUCAACGCGUCUGGAUGCUUCUGCGACGUACAAUCGUCACUUUGGGGUACACGGGAAUCCCACUGAUCCGAAUUUCUCCGUGAAACUCAAACUAUGGUUCUUGUAGUGUUGGGAAUUUUUCAUUUUUUAAAACAAUAAAAUGUGGGACGCAAA